AUGGAAGUUGCACCGGCCUUGUCUACUACUCAGUCGGACAUCGUGUUUGAAAAGGUGGAAACACGUGAAAUUGACAGGUCUUCGUAUUUGGGCCCAUGCUACAAUGGCGAUGAGCUUGUGCAACUCAUCUCGACCUACUAUAAUGUUGAUGCUCUCGUGGAGUACCUGCAACAGCACCACGAGUACCAAAGCGUUACUCUGCAGUUUCCUGAUCAUCUAAUCAAGGACUCCUCGCUGAUAAUAAGGCUGCUGCAAUCGAGAUUUCCCCAUGGGACGAUAAAGUUUUGGGUUUUAGCUGACACGGCAUAUAGUGCGUGCUGUGUAGACGAGGUUGCUGCUGAACACGUUAACGCGGGCCUCGUGGUUCAUUUCGGUGAUGCCUGUUUGAAUGCCAUCCAAAACUUGCCCGUUGUUUACUCGUUUGGAACUCCAUUUUUGGAUUUAGCAUUGGUAGUAGAGAACUUCCAGAGGGCAUUCCCCGAUUUGUCCUUGAAAAUCUGUUUGAUGGCAAACGCUCCCUUUUCUAAGCACUUAUCACAGUUGUACAGUAUUUUGAAGAGCGACCUGCACUACACAAAUAUCAUAUAUUCCCAAGUAAAGACCUCUGUGGUGGAAGAGGACUUCGUAACGAUACUUGAUACCUUUCAUGUCCCCGAAGAUGUAGACCAGGUAGGUACGUUUGGAAAUAAUAGCAUACUGUUCGGUCAGCAUGACAAAGCCGAGGACAUCCUGCCCGAGGAGUAUCAUCUCUUUCAUUUGACUACCCCCCAGGAUCCAAGAUUACUGUAUUUGUCCACUAUGUUUCAAUCUGUUCAAAUUUUCGAUCCGGCUUUGCCUGGCAUUGUGACGGGACCCUUUCCCUCUCUAAUGAGGCGAUACAAGUACAUGCAUGUGGCCAGAACAGCGGGUUGUAUAGGUAUCCUGGUCAACACACUGUCGCUACGCAAUACCAGAGAAACCAUCAACGGGCUGGUCAAACUUAUCAAAGCUCGUGAGAAGAAACACUACUUGUUUGUUGUCGGGAAGCCAAACGUAGCCAAGCUAGCAAACUUUGAAGACAUUGAUAUUUGGUGCAUUCUCGGCUGUAGUCAAAGCGGUAUUAUUGUUGAUCAAUUCAACGAGUUUUACAAGCCCAUCAUUACGCCUUAUGAAUUAAACUUGGCUUUGAGCGAAGAGGUCACAUGGACCGGGAAAUGGGUCGUAGACUUUAAAGACGCCAUUGAUGAAAUCGAGCAGAACUUGGGUGGAGACGAUACCGUCUCUGCCAGCACCGCUACCGAUGAGCCGGAGUUUGAUGUUGUUAGGGGAAGAUAUACUAGCACAUCAAGACCACUGCGAGCGCUAACGCACCUUGAGUUGGAGGCAGCGGAUGAUGACGAUUCCAAACAACUAACUACAAGACACACUGCCUCAGGUGCCGUCAUUAAAGGCACAGUAUCUACAUCAGCAGCAGCAUUACAAAAUCGUUCGUGGAAAGGUCUAGGAAGCGACUUCGACUCUAUUGAGGUUGAUGAUACUGGCGCGGAUAUUGAAGAAGGUAUUUCCGGAGUCGCGCGUGGUUAUGGGUUCGAUCGCAAGGACGCUAUAGACAAGGAGGACAAGUAA
This is a messenger RNA of Saccharomyces paradoxus, 1605 nucleotides long. RefSeq names its product 2-(3-amino-3-carboxypropyl)histidine synthase (gene DPH2). The coding region runs from base 1 to 1605 and encodes 534 amino acids. The transcript has a single exon. The record is from RefSeq and is a predicted model, not a curated record. Gene Ontology annotation, biological process: protein histidyl modification to diphthamide. Gene Ontology annotation, molecular function: 2-(3-amino-3-carboxypropyl)histidine synthase activity. NCBI's taxonomy places the organism in Eukaryota, Fungi, Ascomycota, Saccharomycetes, Saccharomycetales, Saccharomycetaceae.